AUAACAUUUAUAUUUUAUUACUGUGGAGGCGAAUUGGUCAAUCAUAAUAUCUUUAUAAUGAAAAAAAGAAAUAUGAAUUUGUAUAGAAUGCAUAUUUAUUGAUGAAACAUUUAAUAUUAAGAAAAUAUGAACAUAUUGUGCUUAUAUUGUGCGUAUAUAGAUAUUAAUACUGAAAAUGACAGCAUCCUAUACGCUAGGAAGUGAUAUCGUACAUUUAAACGUAGGAGGAACUAGGUUUUCUACGUCUCAACAAACCUUGACAUGGAUACCUGAUUCAUUUUUCACUGCUUUACUAAGUAAUCGAAUUGCCAGUCAUCAAGAUUUGGAUGGCGCAUUAUUUAUCGAUAGAGAUCCACGAAUGUUUUCUAUCAUUUUAAAUUAUCUACGUACCAAGGAUAUUAAUUUAAAAAACGUUGACAUUCGUUCUUUAAGACAUGAAGCAGAAUAUUAUGGUAUUACGCCUUUGGUAAAGCGAUUAAUGUUAUGCGAAGAUUUAACUCAAUCUUCAUGCGGUGAUGUGCUUUUCUCUGGUUAUUUACCACCACCUGGUAUCCCAUUACAAGAAUCGGCAACCAUUCCCCCAAAUAUCAGCGAUGUUUCAGUUCACGGUAGAGUUGCAACAACAACUUCUACAUCUAGGACAGAUACAGCCACUACUUCGCAACCUAUAAUAUCUUCAUAUCCUUGUAAUCAAAAUACAAAUGGACAACAAAAUCAUAAAAGACCAAUAGCUUCUCAUGUGCGCAAUUCAUCGUUAGAUUAUAGACUUUCUCAACGUGGCUUACCUCAUUCACGAACUCCCUCUUUAGAUUUGAGACAUAUUCGAAAUAAUUCAGCAGAUUUAAAUAAAUUAUACAAAAAUGAUGUCGGUGUAAUAUUUGGACCUCAACAGGUUUCAGCUUGGGUAGAUCCUUUAAGAGUGCAAAUUAUAAAAGCACAUCAUAAUUGGAUAGUUGUUGCUUAUGCACAUUUUAUAACAUGUUAUCGAUUAAAAGAUUCAUCUGGAUGGCAGCAUGCAUUUACAAGUCCACACAUCGAAUCUAUAAUUGAGCGAGUAGCAAUAAAUGCAAAAAUAGGUAGUGGAGUUGACGGUAAAAUGGUAGCUAUUUCCUAUGGAAGUCAAGUGAGAUUAUGGAGCGUUUCCGAAUAUGGCAUUAAAACAAAUAUUGGUACUUUUAAUUUGAAUGUCCGUGUGGAAUAUUUAUUUUUUAUUGGUAGCCAAUUAGUUGCGCUUUCACCUACUGGAAAGAUUGGUGUCUGGCAUGCGAUGACGCAUCAUUGGCAAAUCCAAGACGUAGAACCUAUUCUAUCAUUUGACACUGCUGGCACAUUUCUUCUUCUUGGUUGUAACAAUGGUUCUAUUUAUUAUAUUGAUAUGCAAAAAUUUCCUCUUAGAAUGAAAGAUAAUGAUCUUCUCGUAAGUGAAUUGUAUCGUGAUCCAAGUUAUGAUCCUAUUACUGCUAUAUCAGUCUAUUUAACGCCAAAAACAACACAAGGUCUCUGCGGAAAUUGGAUUGAAAUUGCUUACGGUACAGAAUCUGGUAGUGUCAGAGUCAUUGUCCAACAUCCUGAAACUGUUGGUCACGGACCACAAUUAUUUCAAACAUUCACCGUUCAUCAAAGUAGUGUAACAAAAGUAACAUUAUCAGAGAAAUAUUUAGUGUCUGUUUGUUCUGAAUACAAUCAUGUAAGAACUUGGACAGUGACAAGAUUUCGUGGUAUGAUUUCAACGCAACCUGGGUCAACGCCUGAAGCAAGUUUUAAAAUAGUAUCUCUAGAAGCAGUUGAACCCUGCGUCAGUUAUUAUGCUGGAAAUGAUUUUGGUCCAUUUGGCGAACAAGAUGAUGAGCAAGUUUUCGUUCAAAAAGUUGUACCUGAAACUGAUCAAUUAUUCGUACGAUUAGCAUCGAAUGGAAAAAGAGUUUGUGUAAUACAAUCGGUUGAUUGUAGCAUCAUUAGUUCAUUCUAUGUUCAUGAAUGCGAAGGAUCUAGUCGAAUGGGCUCCAGGCCUAGACGUUUUAUAUUUACUGGGCAUUCUAAUGGUACUAUUCAAAUGUGGGAUUUAACAACAGCUUUGGAUCCAUCCUUUCAUCAAGAUAAAGUAUCAGAUGUAUCAGGUGGACCUACGCCAGAAGAACUUUGGAAAUUGUUAGAUCAAUGUGAUCUAAGUAAUAGUCAUUGCUCAACACCAUGUAUAAGUCCGUGUCCAUCGCUCGCAGGUGUAGGUGCAAGAAUUAAAACAAGUAAUGUUCUAUUUCUUAAUCAAUCGCAUAACACUGAGGCAAUAGCUGGAUCUAGCCAGCAACAAUAAGUAUAAGUUUUUUAUCAUUAUAUUAAGUUAUUUGAUUUUUCUUUCAUUUUUUCUCCCGAUUUUACGUAUUUUAGCAAGUUAAUACGCAUUUAUAUAUAUACGUAUUUAUUAUCAAUUAUUUGUCAAAAUUAAGUCAUUAUAGUUAUAGUUCCUAUUUUAAAGCCAACGGCUGAUAAUUCUCUGUUAAUUAAAUGAUCAAAUAAUAAAAUAGUAACGUACAGAACUGACUAUAUUUUAAGA
Molecule: messenger RNA, 2551 nt
Organism: Polistes canadensis
Lineage: Eukaryota; Metazoa; Arthropoda; Insecta; Hymenoptera; Vespidae
Product: BTB/POZ domain-containing protein KCTD3
Exons: 12
Coding region: 176-2311 (711 amino acids)
Biological process (GO): protein homooligomerization
Molecular function (GO): protein binding
Source: RefSeq, a predicted model, not a curated record